AUGACUAAGCCAUUAGAAUCCUUUUACUUGAUGAACGUAGCAUUAUAUCUUGAGGUUCAAGACUUUCUCCCGUUCAUCACUAUCAACUCGAAGUGUACAGAUCUUUUUUUCCACCUUCACAUCAAUCCAUACAAAUCUUCUAAAAUAGAUCCAACCGCCAAACAAUUUUUUCUCAAAAUCCUUUCCCAUAUUGAGACGUUAAAUUUAGACAUUUCGUACCUUCAAAAAGUGUCAGAGGAGACUGUCAACUUCCAAAAGAUCAAAUACCUUCGUUUAUAUAAAACAAAUCCUUACUACUUCAUGAGCGGGACGUCAAAACUUAUCACCCAAAAAAUAGAACGAACUCCAGCACGCCAAGGUGAACUCGAUUUCAUCUUAAAACACCCCGAGGACUUCAUUUCAGUCAAAUCCAUCAUCGUCGACGAUUUCUUUGUUGUCAACGACGCUCUCAGUGGCAUUCUCAAGCUCCCCAAUCUGAAGAACAUUGUCAUUUACGUGAUCAACGACGUCAACUUCAAGCGUCUUGAUGACAUCGUUGUCAAGUUAAGCCUCAAAGUCGACUUCGUCUUUUUUGUGCCGUCGCACAUUCUACGUAAGCUUGGCGCUAACAAUUCGUUUACUCGAAGAAUCAAAUUGUUUUGUAAUGAUAUUGGGGGGACUGAAUUUGGGGCUCAAAUCAUAUCGAAAGAUAAGGAGGUGAUUUAUAAUACAAAUGAGUCCAAUUUAACGAUUUCUGAUGCGGUUGCUUUGGCAGCAAAGAGUCUUCCAAGGUCUUUAGAAAUACGAGCGGGGGAUAAGACUUCUGGGAUAUUUAAAGUGUAUGACGUUCGCUCGUUAGUUGAGCUUCAGAAAUUAGUUUUGAAGUAUUUUGGGAAGGGGGAUAGACUAGUUUUUGAUACAUUAGAUGCUCUCUUUUUAGAUACCACUGGCAUUGAAAUACAGUGCAUUUCAUUAAGGAGUCUAUAUGUAUCAAACGUAGCAGAUUAUAAAUUCAAAUUCGAUGGAGACAUUAAAACGCUUGACGUACGUUCUUGUAAAAGAGUGGACUUCUCUAAUUUAGUGAUCAAGAAUGAACUGAACGUCAUUGAAGGUGCUGACUGUAUUUUCACUGUUUUGGACGAUAACACUAAAGUAAGAAAGAGUUCCCUUUGUUCAAUUAAAAAGAAAGAUGGCUCAUUUUACGUCGUUAAAACGGAAAGUUGA
Entamoeba invadens IP1 is the source of this 1203-nucleotide messenger RNA. RefSeq lists its product as hypothetical. The coding region runs from base 1 to 1203 and encodes 400 amino acids. The transcript has a single exon. The record is from RefSeq and is a predicted model, not a curated record. Lineage: Eukaryota; Evosea; Mastigamoebida; Endamoebidae.